Messenger RNA from Cryptococcus wingfieldii CBS 7118, 501 nucleotides. Its product is annotated as cytosine deaminase. The coding region runs from base 1 to 501 and encodes 166 amino acids. The transcript is spliced from 3 exons. Gene Ontology annotation, molecular function: diaminohydroxyphosphoribosylaminopyrimidine deaminase activity. The record is from RefSeq and is a predicted model, not a curated record. Lineage: Eukaryota; Fungi; Basidiomycota; Tremellomycetes; Tremellales; Cryptococcaceae.
AUGUCCGCUACUCAAGAGAACAGAGCAGCCACUCCUGAGGAUUAUCCUCGCUUCAUGAAGGUUGCGCAUGAGCAAGCUCUUAAAUCCCUUUCAGAAGGUGGCAUUCCCAUCGGCGCUGCCCUCGUCCACCUGCCUACGUCGCGUAUCUUGUCAACUGGGCACAACAACAGAGUACAGAAGUCUUCAAAUGUGAGACACGGAGAAAUGGACUGCCUGGAGAAUCUCGGAAGAGUCAAGGAGGGACUGCUACGAGAGUGCGCCAUGUUCACUACUCUGUCCCCAUGUAUCAUGUGUUCGGCUACCUGCAUCCUCUACAAAAUCCCCGUCGUUGUUCUUGCGGAGAACUUGAAUUUCCAAGGCGGUGAGGAUUUGCUUCAAAGCCAUGGGAUCCAGUGUGUCAACCUCGACGACCAGGAAAUCAAAAAGAUGAUGGGAGAUUGGAUCGAGAGCGAGGCUGGCCGAAAGGUGUGGAACGAGGAUAUUGGGGAGUUGAACGAGUGA